CCUCCCCCACCCCCAGUCUUGUCAUGCUUUCCUGGGGGCUGAGCUGUUUGUCCACGCUGGGGGCUGCGGCCACUGCACUCGCGUGUGCAGGUCUGCUGCUUGGCCUGGCCCAACAACUCUGGACGCUCCGCUGGACUCUGAGCCGGGAUCCAGCCUCCACACUGCCCUUACCCAAGGGCUCCAUGGGCUGGCCGUUCUUGGGCGAAACGCUGCACUGGUUGGUUCAGGGCUCCGGUUUCCACAGUUCCCGCCGCGAGCGCUACGGGACAGUGUUUAAGACGCACCUUCUGGGCAGGCCAGUGAUCCGCGUGAGCGGUGCGGAGAACGUGCGCACCAUCCUGCUGGGCGAGCACCGCCUGGUGCGUAGCCAGUGGCCGAGGAGCACGCACAUUCUGCUAGGUUCACAUACACUCCUCGGUGCAGUUGGCGAGCCCCAUCGGCAACGGCGUAAGGUCCUAGCGCGCGUGUUCAGCCGCUCCGCUCUGGAGCGAUUCGUGCCACGGCUGCAGGGGGCGCUGCGGCGAGAGGUGCGCUCCUGGUGUACCACCCGAGGACCCGUAGCUGUUUACCAAGCGGCCAAAACGCUCACCUUCCGCAUGGCCGUGCGCAUCCUACUGGGUCUGCAGCUGGACGAAGCGCAAUGCGUCAGGUUGGCCCAGAUCUUUGAGCAGCUGGUGGAGAACCUCUUCUCACUGCCUUUGGAUGUACCUUUCAGCGGCCUGCGCAAGGGCAUCCGGGCCAGGGACCAGUUGUAUCAGCACCUGGAUGAGGCCAUUGCUGAGAAGCUUCAUGAGGAGGAACAGGCAGCAGAGUCAGGUGAUGCUCUGCACCUGAUCAUUAGCAGCGCUAGGGAGCUCGGCCAGGAGCUCUCUAUGCAGGAGUUGAAGGAGUCGGCCGUGGAGCUUCUCUUCGCGGCCUUUUUCACCACAGCAAGCGCCAGCACAUCGCUCAUCCUGCUGCUUCUUCAGCACCCAGCGGCUAUCGCCAAAAUCCAGCAGGAGCUGUCAGCACAGGGGCUGGGGCGCGCCUGCGGCUGCGUACCCCGGACCACAGGGUCUGCCCUGGACUGCAGCUGUGAGCCGGACCUUAGCCUAGCGGUGCUGGGCCGUCUGCGCUAUGUGGACUGCGUAGUCAAAGAGGUUCUGCGCCUCCUACCGCCGGUGUCUGGGGGUUACCGCACGGCGCUGCGCACCUUUGAGCUGGACGGCUACCAGAUCCCUAAAGGCUGGAGCGUAAUGUAUAGCAUCCGAGACACGCACGAGACAGCCGCAGUGUACCGUAGCCCGCCCGAGGGCUUCGAUCCCGAGCGCUUUGGCGUGGAGAGUGAAGAUGCGCGGGGCUCUUGCGGCCGCUUCCAUUACAUCCCGUUCGGCGGCGGCGCGCGCAGCUGCUUGGGCCAGGAGCUAGCGCUGGCGGUGCUGCAGCUGCUCGCAGUGGAGCUGGUGCGCACCGCGCGCUGGGAGCUAGCUACACCUGCCUUCCCGGUCAUGCAGACGGUGCCCAUCGUGCACCCGGUGGACGGGCUUCUGCUGUUUUUCCACCCUCUCACGACUUUGGGUGCGGGGGAUGGGCUACACCUCUGACUCGCUGCUUCUCUAGCCUUGGCUUGCCCAGUGGCUGCUGCGCACAAGCAGCCAGCGCUGCCCGUCUUCAGCUCCCAAGGUCCUUGUCGCGGGCACAUUCACCGAGUCACGGGUCUAACAAAUGCUUAUGGGACAACUCUGCUAGAUUGGAAGUAGUAGAAUGAACCACAGACACCCGCAGUGGAGAAGCGGCUGGCCUUGGGUAAGGAGAGUAGAGGCGCACCUCACGCGGUAGGCAUUUCCCAAGAUCUCAAAGCAGCCAACGGUAGAA
Acomys russatus (golden spiny mouse) is the source of this 1854-nucleotide messenger RNA. Its product is annotated as cytochrome P450 26C1. The record is from RefSeq and is a predicted model, not a curated record. Gene Ontology annotation, molecular function: monooxygenase activity; iron ion binding; oxidoreductase activity, acting on paired donors, with incorporation or reduction of molecular oxygen. Lineage: Eukaryota; Metazoa; Chordata; Mammalia; Rodentia; Muridae. The coding region runs from base 24 to 1583 and encodes 519 amino acids. Gene Ontology annotation, biological process: sterol metabolic process. The transcript is spliced from 6 exons.